This is a messenger RNA of Schistosoma turkestanicum, 2917 nucleotides long. NCBI's taxonomy places the organism in Eukaryota, Metazoa, Platyhelminthes, Trematoda, Strigeidida, Schistosomatidae. The record is from the annotation of a GenBank genome assembly.
CUUGUCAGCUUUUACAAAAUCCAACUAAUGAGUCGUUUUGAGUGAACAAUUUUUGUCAUAAUAGUCUUCCUAAAAUAUUCACUGAGCAAUAGUCUGACCAUAUGCUGACAAGGGACAACAUUUAUCUGGUUGCCACGAAAAUACUAUGAAAAUCAAAUGAUAUAUGUUCGAGAUCUAGUAUGAUUUUAAACUAACAAAUGACUGUUUUCUUAAUUCAUAUGUACUUAUCCGUUGUUAUUAAAAAGGACUCGUGAAAUCUAGUAAUGGACAGAAUUGUAAUGCUACUUGAUAUGGACUGUUUCUACGUUCAAGUUGAACAACGUGAUUUUCCUGAAACUAAGGGGAAGCCAUGUGUCGUUUCACAGUAUAGUGAGUGGAAAGGUGGAGGGGCUUUAGCUAUAAGUUACGAAGCCAGGGCUCUAGGUAUCAAGCGAGGAAUGUUCAGUGAUGAAAUUCGAGCUCAACAUCCAGAAGUAACAAUUUUCAAGGUUCCUGAAAAACGAGGUAAAGCAGAACUUACAAAAUAUCGUGUUGCAAGUUCUGAAGUCAUUCAGUGUAUAUCUGAAUUUACCAGCGAUAUUGAAAGGGCUAGUAUUGAUGAGGCCUAUGUUGAUUUAACUGACAUUGUAGAUUCAACUUUGGUUCAAGAUCACAAUUUGUCAUCAUUGCAGUCCAAUCUAGAGUCAUAUGUGUUAGUUAAUGGGGAUAUUGCAAAGGAGUUAAAGUUAGAACUUACGGGAACCAAUUGUGUUCAACUCAGUGGCUUUGACUGGAUCGAAUUAUUAGAUUCUAACUUUGUAGAUGGGAGGCGAUUAGCAAUAGCUUCUGAAUUGGUGUACCGUAUUAGACAGGCUGUUUUUGUAAAGACAGGAUUUAGAUGUUCUGCUGGGAUCGGUCCAAACAAAUCUAUAGCUAAGUUGGCAUGCAGUUUAAAUAAACCAAAUAAACAAACAAUUAUUCCGCACGAAUCAAUCCCUACUCUAUUGGAAAAUACUCCUAUAAAUAAAAUACGUAAUUUAGGUGGCAAAUUAGGAGAUACUGUCAUUAAACAACUGAAGAUUGAAACACUCGGUCAACUGAGUUCAAUUCCAUUGUCUAUACUUACAAAAGAAUUUGGUGAAAAAACCGCAAAAUGGCUUCAUGACUUAUCGCAUGGUAUUGAUCAUGAAGUGGUUACUACUCGAUCACUUCCAAAAUCUAUUGGUUGUAGUAAAAAUUUCAUUGGACGUGCAACACUUACAUCAAGUGAACAAAUUAAACGAUGGUUAUUAUGUUUAACUGAAGAAAUAUUUGAAAGAUUAGAUGUUGAUUAUCAUCAAUAUCAACGUUAUCCUACUCGGUUAACUGUUUAUGCUCGGACAACAAAUGAUCCAAGAUAUUUUGGAGGUAUAUCACGUACACUUCCAGCUAAUCUUUUACAAUUCAUUGGUUAUGGAAAUCGUAGUAUCGUGAAUAAUGAUGAUGAAACUUGUAGUAAUACCAGUGAUUUAGAUAAUAAAUUACUUAAAUAUCAAAAUCAAAUUGAGAAACUUGCCAAUACUGCUUUGGUCACUUUAAAGGAAGUCUUUUUUAAAGGAGAAGCUCCGGAAAUAUGGGAUCCUGGUAUCAGUUGUUUAGGUCUUUCAGCUGGGAAAUUCCUGCCUAAUUCUUCUACUUCAAAUGUUGAUAUUCGAUGUUUACUACGAAAAACUCAACCAGAAUCAAUAAAGUCUAAUACACUUCUUACUCAACCAGAAUCAAUUCCAUGUGUAAAAGAAGAUACUUCAUCAUUAUCAUUAUCAGUUAAAUUAUCUUCGGAUGAUAAUAAUGAUGAUAAUGAUAAAAAUGAUACCGUCAAUAUUCCACCUCAAAGAAAACGUAAUUCCAAUGAUUCAAUUAUCAAUAACAACAACACAAAUAAUCUUUCAUUUUUUAAACGUUUACGAAUUGCUGAAAUCUCAGCACCAUUUCAACCAGCUGUAAUAAUUGAUAAUCCCGAUAAUAAUAAUAAUAAUAAUAAUAAUAAUAAUAAUAAUAAUAAUAAUAAUAAUAAUAGUGAGAAUAAAGAUGAUUUAUCAAUAGAAAAUCAAAAUGAAAAACUUAUUUCCAAUUCAAUAACAACACCAACAACUAUUAGUAUACAAUCAGAUGAAUCAUUAGAACAUAAUCAUCAAUUGUCUACACUGGAAGAUUCACCUUAUUUAGAAUUUGAUUCAGAAUCACGUCAUUCAACAUCAAAUACUUCAGAUUCGUCUAAUUUUUUCAAAUCAUAUUCCAUUGGUGAUUGGAUUAUAUGUGAUAAGUGUAAUUCACGUAUAUCUGUAUGGCAAUUACCGGAACAUGAAGAUUUUCAUGUAGCUCAACGUAUACAACAUGAAUGGUCAGAUAAAGAGCAUAAUGUCAAUUCAACAUUAAUCCCGUCAUCAUCAUCAUCAUCAAUAGGCACAAUAAUCACAAAAACUGAUAAUACUACUAAUUUAAAUCAAGUAGAUAAUUCAUUGUCAAAUAAAAUAUCUUGUCAAAAAUCAACUCAAGUUAAAUCGAAUACACAACAAUCAAAAUUGUCAAAAAAGCAAUCGAAAUCAAUUAAACCUACUUCUGAAAGUUUAGAUAAAUAUUUUUUUAAAAUCUCUUAAAAUCUACCAGAAAGAAUGAAGUAGAUGAUGUGGUUUUUUUUUUGCAUCUGGCCAAUCAUCAUUGUUGUUUAUGAUUGUAAUUUUAUUUUUCUAUGAUUGUUUUAUUAUGAGAGGAAUAUUAUGAUUUAAUGUUGUUUUUUUUUCAUGUUGCUUUUCUUAAAAUAAUAAUUUGUUUUUCUGUAUUGAAAGCUAAUGUAAUCAUUAUUAUUUUUUUUAUUUACCUGUCAAUGUUCCAAAAUCUUUUCCAAAAUUAAUUUAUUAUGAGACAAAAUCAGAAUGAUAAAACUGAUGCUUUAUGAAUA